UGCCUACCCGGUAAACUGCCCAGCUGUCAGUUCCCCUCUACACGGUUUUCAAUCGGCGCAUUCCGAUUUGGCAGGUGAAGUCCCCAUAAAAAAGUUUCCAAUGCGACGCGCGACCUAAGAAUUUUUAGAAUUUUUAGUCAUGUCUUUUAGCUUCUGAAGAAUCCGCCGGCCGAAAAUGACCUCAACACCAGUUUUGUAACUCAAUUCUUCCUGGUAGUACGAAUCUCCGAGAUUGCAUCAACGCAUUGGGUUUCUAUAAACAUGGUGGAUGCUAAGGACCAGCCGGAAUCCGCAUGUCCGGUCGACCAUAAGAGCCGGGAGGCGUGGAUGUCACAAGCAGGAGCAGCUAGUCCGGAGGGGUCGCAAUCACUGCCCCCAUCACAUCCAACGAUCCCGAACACGAUAUCGAAAGCGGACGCCGAAACCUGUCCCGUCGACCACAAAGCGCGCGAAGUCUGGACGCAACAAGCCCGCACAGCAGCUCUCCCAGCGCCCGCGCAAAAUCCACCCCAUCCCGCGCCGACCCCGUCCUCCUCAUCAUGGACCUCCUACCUCCCCCACAUCCCCUUCUGGUCCUCCAGCACACCCAACCAGCAGCACGCCAAACCCCCCUCCUCCCCCCUCGCCAAUGACCGCGUAAUCUCCACGAUCCCACGCUCCUCGAAACCCGGCGAGCCAACCGACCGUCCCGCGAACACAGAGCAAGAAACGGGCGCGGAUGAAAUCUCGGGGAAUUGGAUAUACCCGUCGGAGCGGAUGUUCUUCGAGGCGAUGAAGCGCAAGGGCCACGAUCCGCGCGCCGCGGAUAUGCGCACCGUUGUGCCGAUCCAUAAUGCGGUGAAUGAACGCGCUUGGGCGGAGAUCAAGGAGUGGGAGGAGCCUUGGCUUCGGGGCUCUGAUUGCGGCGGCCCGCGCUUACAUUCCUUCUCGGGCUUGAGCACGAAUAUGUCGCCGAAGGCCCGGAUUAAUACGCUCUUGGGGUACCAGGCCCCGUUUGAUAGACAUGAUUGGGUUGUGGAUAGGUGCGGGAAGGAGAUUGAGUAUAUUAUCGACUUCUAUGCCGGGCGUAAUGGUGGUGGGGGCGCUGGGAAGCUGUCGUUUUACCUCGAUGUUCGACCGAAGCUGAAUACUUGGGAAGGGGUUAAAAUGCGGGCUAUGCGUGCUGCUGGUCUGGUAUAGAAGGAUUUGGUUGGGAGUAAGGUGAGGGUGUUUAUGAUAGAGGUUUAUGUAUAUUACGAGCAUACGUGGUUCGAGAUUCGUUAUAGCAAGGCGUACCGGUAUAGGUAUAGAUAGGUAGGUAUAGAGGCAUCGCCAUUCAUAUACUACAUUUUAA
Molecule: messenger RNA, 1333 nt
Organism: Annulohypoxylon maeteangense
Lineage: Eukaryota; Fungi; Ascomycota; Sordariomycetes; Xylariales; Hypoxylaceae
Product: cytochrome c and c1 heme-lyase
Exons: 2
Coding region: 262-1179 (305 amino acids)
Biological process (GO): cytochrome c-heme linkage
Cellular component (GO): mitochondrion
Molecular function (GO): holocytochrome-c synthase activity
Source: RefSeq, a predicted model, not a curated record